UAAUAGGCGCAAAUCAACUGGAAGAGUGAGAAAACACCGUUAUUUGAAGAAAGCCGAGUCUGAAUGGAUGAAUAAUUUAUGUAUAAGUGGUGAUGAUCUAUCGGAAAAACGUGUAUUGUUUGAGUUUAGUGAAGAACACGAAAGUGAAUGGGUUGAUGUAGAAGGGUUUAACCUCGAAGAGGAUGCCAACCACGACCAACAAAAUAUGAGCGGGAAUUCUUCGUUACAUGCCCGUGAUGUUGGAAGCUUUUCAGAGGAAUUAGGUGCACAUUUCGAUUUCGAGGAGAAUCACAAAAUCCAAUGAAGAAACACAGAAAAGUCGGUAAUUGAUAGUGAACCAGACGUGGUAUCUCCAGAACCCCCAACUUUCCUGCUAAGAGUGCGCCAAUGGGCAAUCGACAAUAUCGCUUCAAUGAAAUUGAAAUGUGUGACCGAAAUAUUGACACUAUUCAGAAGUCUGGUUCACACAAAUCUACCAAAAACAGCCCAUAAAUUACUAGGAUUUCAACAUAGAAUAAAAAUUAAAAACCUAGUUACUCUCAAAGAUGGUGUGGGUCAAUACGUUUACCUGGGUAUCAGAAAUGGUUUGUAUAAACGAAUGGAUCCAGCAGUUUAUCAGGAAAAAAUUAUUCGUGUUGUUGUACAUAUUGAUGGCAUCAAAGUUUUUAACCACUCGAACGAUCAAAUGUGGCCCAUAGCAAUGAAGAUUUUACAUCCGCAGUAUACUGUAACUCCCUUCAUAGUGGCAUUAUUCAAUGGGAAAUCAAAGCCAAAGAAUGUGGGAGAGUUUUUGUAAGAUUUCGUUUAUGAGACUAAAAAUUUGGUAAGAGACGGUAUUGACAUUGGUGAGAAAAAAUAUGGAUUUCAUAUAUCUGCCAUCAUCGCUGACAGUCCAGCGAGGGCGUUCCUCAAAUGCGUUAAAGGUGCUACAGCUUUCUUUGGAUGUGAGAGAUGCACGAUUAAAGGUGUAACAGUAAAUAAAAAACGAAUUUAUCCGGAGAUGGAGUAUUCUUUACGAACUAAUGACACAUUCAGGGAGCAAACUCAACCAGAACACCAUUUGACGGAUAAAGUGACAAAACAGCCGCUUGAAUCGCCUCUUGUAAAAAUCCCUGGAUUUGAUCUAGUGAGGCAGGUUCCUCUUGAUAGUAUGCAUUUACUCUUCUUAAAUGUUAUGAAAAAUUUGGGGGAGAAGUGGGUCGUUAGAGAGAAAAAUAUUCACAAAUUAUCGACGGACCAGGUUGCUGUUUUCAAGAGAUUGAUGGACUCUAUUACGCCCUUUGUGCCAGAAGAAUUUCAACGAAAAAAAUUUGAUGUGCAAGAUAUAUCCCACUGGAAAGCUACGCAGUAUGCGUUCCUAUUGUUAUAUGUGGGUGGAGUUGUCCUGCAACAUGUUCUGGAUGAGGAGCGCUAUCAACACUUUCUGCUGCUGUCUAUAGCAUGCCGCAUUAUUUGCAAUAAUACCUGGAUAAAAAGACAUUGUGCAAUUACCAAAAAAUUAUUUAGAGAUUUUUUUCAAUUAUUACCAUAUUAUUAUGGGGAGGACUCGCAAACAAUGACAUUUCAUCUUCUACUUCAUAUCUGUGAUGAUACUGAAUAUUUUUAGUCUGCUCUUUAUGACUAUUCGGCGUUCUGGGGCGAAAACUAUAUAGGGCAAUUGAAAAAAUAUGUGACGAGCACUGCAAGACCAUUACCACAAAUUAUUAACAAACUAAACGCGAUUGAAUCGGGUGAUAACGUAAAGAUAAAAAAACGAGAAAUAAUUGGAAAUGUGAAAAAGCCAAAAAUGGACACAGCUAUCUUGAAAAACGACGAACGUUUUUUAUUACUGGAGUCUCUCAAAUAUUAUGACUUCGUUUUAAAAAUUAGCAGGCCGGAUAAUAUUGUUCAAUUAGAGAAUGAAGAGCUUGUCACGAUUACAGGAUUAUUAAUGAAAGAAAACUGUCAAUAUAACGUACAAAAUGCGAACAAUAUCUUUAUCGAGGGAUACAGAGUCCAAGAAAGUGGUGAUGUUUUUCGGGCCCCAUGUUUUUCCCAACAAAUUGGCAUUUUUCUUGUAAAAAAUGGUCAAAAGCGAGUGAGUUCUUACCAUUAACUCAAGUGAAAUGUAAAUGUAUUGGGGUGGUCGUAGAAAACAAAGAAUACCUUAUUUCAUUACUGCAUACAAAAUUCGAGUAAGCUUGAUUAAUUGAAAAUUUCAAAAUGUUCGUUGUAAAUUAUUCUAUUGUCAACUUGAAAAAUUUUCAACCAAUUGGAUCUUAUGAAAAUGACUUCGUGAUCUCCUGAGAUAAAAAAUAACAUGAAAUAGAAGUGAAAUAAAUUAAUUUCAUCUUCCUUAAGGUGGAGGGGGAGAUUCCGAUUGAAGGGGAAGUGAGGGAGGGUACUGUGCGUUCUUAGUUACGGUGAGUAAGGCGAUGAGAAUACUUCUUCGUCUGUCGUCCUAGUCUUUGUUUAGUUCAGAAAAUUAUCAAUGCCCCCAUGAUUUUUAAAGAUUGCGAGUGAAAAUUUAAACCAAAAAUUGAGAACAGGCUGUGCCAUUUGUGAAGUGAAAUAACACCGGUUGAGGUGCUUAACGUCGUUGGAUUUUUCAGCCGCCAUUUGACUAUUUUGCCCGGUAACAGUUCCACGUGCCCUUCAUUAAUUAAGCAUGAGUGAUCCGGGAACAACGAAAUACCAUUAUUACCUUGUUGGUUUCAAAGGCGAAGCCAAUGCAGCAGGGGAAAUGUUAAUUGAAAUUGUCCCUAAAUCAUGGUUAAUAAUGGAGAGUGAGGAAGACCAAGAAGUUCAAUCUUACUACCCCCCAGAAGAAAAUUAUUGUAAUCUUCAGACAUGGCUAAAAGAAGAGAUUCCCCCAAAACGACGAAUUUGGAAAACUUAUCCCAUUGAAAUACUGGGUCACACAGUAACACUCGACAAAGCAUACAAGAAACUUGAGCGCUUGUAUAAGACUCGUUCAGCAACAGAAACAACAGAUUCCGAGGCAGGUAGUAGUCAAAUCCUUAAAUUCUCUAAAAAACGAGCUACGAGUAUGUUGAAAAGGACGUAUUCGCUCAAUCUACUGGAUGAUAUUCGUGAAGAAACAAAUGCACUUCCUGCCAAAAAAGCAAGAGUCAAUGAUUCGCCAGGGAGAGAUGGAUCGCAAAUUCCAAUCUCUAGUACACCCAAAGCUCAUUCUUCCCAGUCAAGCAAAAUAAGUCCAACAAAAGUGUGUAUAGCUGAUUACGUUGACGCUGUGGCUAUAAAAUUGUCUCACAAUUGGAAAUAUGAUUUACAUCUACUCCAAAGAAAUAUUCAACAUGAUAUGGGCACAAAACUCAACACCUUUGGAAAGAUUAUGCAAGCCCCCACCGUAGGGAAUAUAGUUACAUAUGCUGAAAAAUUGAGUAUGAGAAUGCCGAUGGAAACACCUGAAGAUUUUGAUAAGUGGGAGAGAAUGUUGGAUUUUAAGGACGCAGAAAAUAUUGAAGAAGUGAGAAAACGACGAGAGGCUCUGAUAAUAACUGAUUGUGAAAUUUGAUUUUCAAAUGGAAUUCAUGAAUGAUGAAACUUCUAGCUCCAAUGACUCUGUAAAAGAUAUCAAGGCGAUUAUGAGAGCCAUGACAAAAAGGGGGAUAUAGGUUUUAUACAGUGGCGUUGGUCGUGUCUGCGGGGGCAAAAGCAAGAAAAAUUUCAGUGCAACUUUCACCUAUGCUUGCAUGAGAGACUUUCUCACAGCAAAAUAUCGGAAAUCAGAGAAAGAGUUAAAGUUAUCAUCACACAUCGGUGAAUAUUUAUCAGGAGCACUUGAUCGUGAGGGAGGCUGUAAAGAGUGAAAAGCUCAAGCUCCAAAUCGGGAGACACCAGGAGCAUAGCAUCUAAACCAGACGUAUCAUUCGAAUGUUUUCUA
Messenger RNA from Fopius arisanus, 3886 nucleotides. RefSeq lists its product as uncharacterized. The transcript has 6 exons. The record is from RefSeq and is a predicted model, not a curated record. NCBI's taxonomy places the organism in Eukaryota, Metazoa, Arthropoda, Insecta, Hymenoptera, Braconidae. Bases 2648 to 3517 code for a protein of 289 amino acids.